Messenger RNA from Mercenaria mercenaria, 2326 nucleotides. RefSeq names its product T-box transcription factor TBX20-like. Gene Ontology annotation, biological process: cell fate specification; positive regulation of DNA-templated transcription; regulation of transcription by RNA polymerase II. Gene Ontology annotation, molecular function: DNA-binding transcription factor activity, RNA polymerase II-specific; RNA polymerase II cis-regulatory region sequence-specific DNA binding. The coding region runs from base 412 to 2031 and encodes 539 amino acids. Gene Ontology annotation, cellular component: nucleus. NCBI's taxonomy places the organism in Eukaryota, Metazoa, Mollusca, Bivalvia, Venerida, Veneridae. The record is from RefSeq and is a predicted model, not a curated record. The transcript has 7 exons.
CAAUGCGCGAGACCUCACAGUCUUGCGCGUUGCGGUUGGUUCGCAUCAACUGUCUGUCAACCAAUAGGAGGCAUUCACACAAAAAGGUGCGGAGUUAGAAUGAAAUUUGAGAUGAAUGUAAAAGAUAUACAACUUUACGUCAAGUGAUUCUACAAAAUCUUGCUAACAAUCUGUCCUAUGUUGCCAUCAAAUUCUACGAGCAUUUUUUCUCAAAAAAGGAUCUAAGGAUUUCUAUUUUGUUCUCCAGUUUGCUCGGAUAGUAUCGACAAUAUCAUCAAUGGAGAACAAGCUGUUUAAUCUUGAUGUUUUUGUCAGUAAUAUUCAAUAAAAGAAAUAUUCAGAAUAGUUCUGUUACUUUGUAAAUCUGUGAUAUAUUUUUACAUUUGAAAAUAACUUCUUUGCAUUAUAACUAUGGAUCAGACAAGUGAAGAUUCGAACUCGUCCGUCGGGAGUUACCGCGAGCGAAACAGUCCGCUCAACUUUUCAAAAUCACAGUGUCAGAUGUCGACAAAAGCGUCGGCAUUUUCAAUUGACGCUUUAAUUGGCAAAAGAACUCUUGCACAGAUGCAAUCUUGUGGUUUUCCGUCGGCAAAUAGUCCCGACGAAGAACAUGAAGACUGUGAUUCAUCAAAACGGACGUGUUGUGAUUCACCGCCGGCAAAACGUGUCCGACAUUCCGACGGGAUUCCGUUAGCUCCUCUAGAACGCCUUGUAGAAUCGGCAACGUCAUUAAGUUCCCAAAAGCCCCAAAAUUCCGAGGAAUUGUCAAGCCCGAAAAAAGGGGAUACACCCACUCCAACCUUCACUACAAAAGUCGAGAACGAGCCAGACGCCGAGGACAUUGAAGUCGUCAGCCCGACCGCGACGCCGCCGUGCUGCAAGGAACUCGCAGACGUGGAGUGCCGUCUGGAAACAAAAGAUUUAUGGGACAAAUUUCACGAGCUCGGCACGGAGAUGAUUAUAACAAAAACUGGCAGACGUAUGUUUCCAACAGUUCGUGUGUCCUUCACUGGCCUGGAUCCAGAUACCAAAUACAGUGUCCUAAUGGAUAUUGUCCCGGUUGACAACAAAAGGUACCGUUAUGCCUAUCACAGAUCUUCCUGGUUGGUUGCAGGAAAAGCUGACCCGCCAUUACCAACAAGAUUCUAUGUGCACCCAGACUCACCGUAUUCCGGAGAACAACUUGUAAAACAGACUGUAUCGUUUGAGAAACUCAAACUUACCAAUAACAUGCUUGAUAAAAAUAGCCAGAUUAUUUUGAACUCGAUGCACAAAUAUCAGCCACGUAUACAUAUAGUGAAGAAGAAAGACAGCACACCAAACCUCCCAUCCAUAACUACUCUUGAAGCUGAAGAAUUUAAAACGUUUAUAUUCCCAGAAACCACAUUCAUCGCUGUAACAGCAUAUCAAAAUCAGCUGAUUACCAAAUUAAAGAUAGACAGUAAUCCAUUUGCAAAGGGAUUUAGGGACUCGACACGGCUUACCGAGUUUGAUUCUUUCUAUCCAUCAAGAGAAAGCAUGGAGAGUUUGAUGCAACAACACACAUACGCAAGAUCCCCUCUGAGAGCGUACACUGAGGCUGAAAUUGAGGAAUCGCUCAAACAACAUAGAGAAUUGUAUGCAAGAGAAGAUCAAGCUUCUUUGGAAAAGCAGGGUAUGAUGACGUCACCAUGGUCAAUGUGGCGUCCUAUUCCUACGUCACUUCUGGGUGGCGCCCCAUAUCCACCAACAGAUCGUUCCUUGUAUACAUUAUAUGGCGGACUUUUCGGACUGAAUAAUUCUAACUUUGUAUUUCCUGCACUGGGACUUCAUCCAUUUAUGGCCGCAAAUAAUAUAAACAAUAUGAGACUUAGAGAAGGGGUACCAGCUACUUCGGGAUAUAAUUCAGAAAGUAGCCCUGGUGCCCAGCUCCAUUAUCCAACAGCAUUAUAUAGGUAUCAUCCUUAUUUGAACGCUGAAAAACUUUCGGCUCAGAAAUCAACGCCUACGUCAUCAGAAUCUUCACCGACAAUAGACUCUUCUAGACCGUAGUGACAUGCGCGUUGGACAGCGUUUAUAAAUAGUGCAAACAAAGAAAAUGUGAUAGUAAGGCCUCGAUACCAAAGCAGGUGCAGAUUUGGAGACUAAAUUUGGUAGUUUGAGGGAAGCCCCAAGUUUUCAUCUACAUCACCGAUUUCUGUCUGACAUUUACAAAACAUAGACAUUUACUUUUCGCUGAAUUGCAAAGAGCGAACUUUAGUGUAUUUUGGGGGAGUAACCGAUUUCACCGAAUCAUUACUGGAAAAUAGCGCUUCACUAAGUGGAAACAAACGAUUUUACAAAAUAA